This is a messenger RNA of Ostrinia nubilalis (European corn borer), 2191 nucleotides long. RefSeq names its product heterogeneous nuclear ribonucleoprotein R (gene Syp). The record is from RefSeq and is a predicted model, not a curated record. The coding region runs from base 532 to 2106 and encodes 524 amino acids. Gene Ontology annotation, molecular function: mRNA binding. Gene Ontology annotation, cellular component: nucleus; ribonucleoprotein complex. NCBI's taxonomy places the organism in Eukaryota, Metazoa, Arthropoda, Insecta, Lepidoptera, Crambidae. The transcript is spliced from 14 exons.
CCGCUAGCCUGUCUCACCUCGCGGCCGGCAGCCUUGCGCGACGCGCCGCGCUCUUUUACAUUCAAAAUUAUUCGCAACCAUUGCAAAAACUCUCUGUGCAAUAAAAAUAUUAUUUCGUAUUUAGUUGCGUGCGGUCGCUAUUAGUAUUUAAAGCAGAGAGAGAUAUAAAACUUUACAAAAUAAAUUAAGUGCCUUUUAAAACUUUGAAUGCACUCCUCGUUGCAUGUCCCGCGCGCGUCGUUAUGAGAACCCCGUACUGGCGGUCACGUUGACGUCGCGCGGUGCCGCCAUAUCUGUCUCGGCCACCAACUAGCAAAAUUAAUAGGCUCAAAAACGUGUCACUUCACUAAAAGGAUGCAUUGACCCGCGAAUUCGCUUUUUAAAAUUUCGCCUUCACCCGGAUGGAAUGAGGAGUGCACUGUCCCAUUGUUUCACAGUUUCAUAUGUUUGAACAUCAUUUGUUUUUUUGUUUUUCGGACGAUUACAGAGUUAUCAUUUUCUUCCAAAAUUACAAAAAUUACAAAUUAAAGAAUGGCGGAGGGCAAUGGAGAAAUUUCCAUUGAAGAGGUACCUGGGAAGGACUCCGAAGUUGGCCGUACACCGGAUUACCGCAAACUCAUUGACUAUGGCUUGGAUCCUAAGGUAGCAGCCAAGCUGGACGAUAUUUAUAAGACUGGAAAGCUAGCGCACGCCGAACUGGACGAGCGUGCGUUAGAUGCCUUAAAAGAAUUUCCAUCCGACGGUGCUUUAAGUGUUCUUGGACAAUUUUUAGAUUCAAAUCUCGAGCAUGUAUCGAAUAAAAGUGCUUAUUUAUGUGGAGUCAUGAAGACCUAUAGACAGAAAAGCAGAGCGGGCGUGCAGGGCGCGCCCGCGCUGUCGGCCGCUGUCCAGGUCAAAGGGCCCGACGAGGACAAGAUCAAACAGAUCCUUGCCAGGACAGGGUACACGUUAGACGUGACUACAGGGCAACGCAAAUACGGGGGCCCGCCGCCGGGGUGGGAGGGCGGCACGCCCGGCGCCGGCUGCGAGGUGUUCUGCGGCAAGAUCCCCAAGGAUAUGUACGAAGACGAGCUCAUCCCGCUGUUCGAGCGCUGCGGCAGCAUCUGGGACCUUCGCCUUAUGAUGGACCCCAUGACGGGAACCAACCGCGGCUACGCCUUCGUCACCUUCACCACGCGCGAGGCCACGCAACGCGCCGUGCAAGAGCUCGAUAAUCACGAAAUAAAACCAGGGAAGACUCUGAGAAUUAAGAUUAGCGUACCGAAUCUACGACUUUUCGUCGGCAACAUUCCCAAGUCUAAAGGCAAAGAGGAGAUACUGGAAGAGUUUGGUAAAUUAACAGCGGGACUCGUGGAAGUUAUAAUAUAUAGUUCUCCUGAUGAUAAGAAGAAAAAUAGAGGAUUUUGUUUUUUGGAAUACGAGUCUCACAAAGCGGCGUCAUUAGCUAAACGUAGACUGGGAACUGGUAGAAUAAAGGUAUGGGGCUGUGAUAUUAUAGUGGAUUGGGCCGACCCCCAAGAGGAGCCAGACGAGCAAACUAUGAGUAAAGUAAAGGUACUGUACGUGAGGAACCUAACGCAAGAGAUAUCGGAAGAGGCGCUGAAAGAAGAAUUUGAACGUUACGGCACUGUGGAACGUGUGAAGAAGAUCAAGGACUACGCUUUUGUGCACUUCGAUGACCGGGACUGCGCAGUCAAGGCAAUGCAAGAAUUGGACGGAAAAGAAAUCGGAACGGCGCGGCUAGAGGUAUCGCUGGCGAAACCACCAUCGGACAAAAAGAAGAAAGAAGAGAUCUUACGCGCGAGAGAGCGACGCAUGAUGCAGAUGAUACACGGGCGCGGAGGAUUUGAUUGGUGCAGCUGCUCGCCCGUGCACGGCGCGCUGCGAGGCCGCACGCCGCAGCCGACGCAGCGCCCGCCGGCCGCGCGAGGCGACUACGGGGGCUGGGUCAUGUGGGACGGGCGCGCGCUGGGCGCGGCGCGCGGCGGGGGCGGCGGCGCCGGGCGCGGCUGGGGCCCGUGGUGGUGCGCGGCGCGCCGCGCGUGGCCGCCGCACGCCCAGCGCCAUGCGUGGCCACCCACGCGCCAAACCAAGUUUACCAGGUAAACGUAAAUACGACGGGGGUCACCAGAACCAAGGGGGCGAGACGAAGCGCCGCCUGGGCGCGGCGGCGGCGGCGGCGUGCGGCUGG